Messenger RNA from Acaulospora colombiana, 808 nucleotides. NCBI's taxonomy places the organism in Eukaryota, Fungi, Glomeromycota, Glomeromycetes, Diversisporales, Acaulosporaceae. The record is from the annotation of a GenBank genome assembly.
GAUCCCGGUGUAUAUUCUAAAUGCGCUGUAUCUUGGCCCACUGACGCUAUGGACCUAUUGGAGGUGGGGACGUCCUCUGAAGCCAUCCAAAACGGGAAAGGUUGGCGCCCAUGCACACGACCACCAACACUACAGCAAUGGAGGCGACCACUCGACGAUGGAUCAUUCCAGCAUGACUCAUACAGCUGUGAAUCAUGACAGCACAAACGCCUCGCCUACGGAACCCGCGAAAGACGGCCAUAACGAUAUGAACCACACGAAGAUGGACCAAGAAAAAGCGAACCAUUCCCACAUGAACCACGAGGGGGGAAUGCACGAAGGCAUGGAUCAUGCUCAUAUGCAUCAUAUGGAUGUAGACCGACCCAUGUUUGCUACGGUCACGGUGGCGGUAUGCCACUGCGGAUCUGGUUGCUUGUUGGGUGACCUAAUAGGAGAGUGGAUCGUAUUUGGAACGGGUGCACGAAUCAAUGGAAAGGAGAUAUGGGUCGAGUUUCUUCUCGUAUUGGUCUAUUGCACCCAUGUCAAAGGAGUAUGGUCUGAAGACUGUGAUACGAGCCGCAAAGGCCGACUUUCUCUCCUUGACCUUCUUCGAAAUUGGCUUAUUCGGGUGGAUGGCUAUAUUCCAGCUAGCUAUAUUCAAGAGCAGGCUACCCAUGGACGGCGUGGUUUACUGGUGGAUGAUGCAGAUUGGCAUGUUUCUCGGGCACUGGACAGCUUUUCCCAUCAAUUGGUGGCUUAUCAAGGCCGGAAUCAAAGAGCCUUGUGCUUGAGACAUGGAUUAGGGGAAGGAGCGGUAACCAGCUCUAAG